AUGGCACGUUCAUUCAUCCUUUCUACAGCGCUCUUCGCGCUCCAAGCUAUUGCGCAGACGUCGUCUCCCUACACUGAUGCUAAGACUGGCAUCGACUUCCGCGGAUACACUGACGCGAAGACGGGCUACACCUUUGGUAUCGCUCUCCCCGAAAAGCCUACAACCGACUUCAUCGCCCAGAUCCAGGCACCUAUCACCAAUGGAGGCGGCUGGGCUGGCUUCAGCAUGGGUCAGUCCAUGACUGGCAACUUGUUGGUUGUUGCAUGGCCCAACGACGGCGAGGUUGUCUCUUCCUUCAGGAAAGCAACUGGAUACACCAACCCCGCAGUCACCACUGGCGACUUCACCAUGAACCCUAUCCCUGAUGGCACUUUCGUCAACGAGACAGCUUUCUCGUACACCUUCUUGUGCAAGAACUGCAUCAGUGAAGAUGUUGCCACUGGCCUUGUCAUCUACGACUCUCCCAGCACCAACAUCGUCGGCUGGGCCUUCUCAGACGACCCUCUUACGGACCCAGCGACUGCUUCUUCCACACUGACCUACCACACUGCUGGUUUUGGUGCCUUUGGUCUGCCCAUGUCCAACGCCACCAGCGCUGACUUCGAGACCUGGGCAGCGAUGGCCGUUGAGGGCAGCACUGGUUCUGGCUCUGACUCUGGCUCCGGCAACUCUACCACACCCAUCAGUGGCGGCAACUCAACCACACCUGUCGCGAGUAACACCACAGCUACUAUUGCCAACGCCACUUAUGAUUACAUUGUCGCUGGUGCCGGUCCCGCCGGUAUCAUCGCUGCCGAAAGAAUCGCGGAGAGCGGUGCCUCUGUUCUGCUCAUCGAGCGUGGCGGUCCUUCUUACGGAUUCACUGGCUACUCUGACAACUUGUCUUGGAACGACACUGUCUCCAUGUAUGAUGUUCCUGGCUACGGUUACUACCUCAGCGAUGUUGGCACGCCUGCUUACUGCGAUGAUACUGCGGAUAUGGCUGGCUGCCUUCUCGGUGGUGGAACCAGCGUUAACGCCAUGAUGUUCGUCAGGCCCCAAGACAGAGACUUCGACGACAAGUGGCCCACAGGCUGGAAGUCUGCUGACGUUUCCGCUGCCGCUGAGCGCGUCUGGGAGCGUAACCCUGGACAGACCCACGGUAGCGAGGACGGCAAGCGUUACAACGACGAGUCUUACGACGUUCUCUCCAAGUUCUUCGCCGCCCAAGGCUGGGCUGAGACCGACUUCAUCAAGGACCCCAACUCUAAGACUGAUGUUUUCGGUCGUCCUCCCUGGAACGUUGCUGAUGGUCUCCGUUCCGGACCGGUCAGGACCUACCUUCCCCUCGCUCAGAAGCUUAACAACUUCAAGCUCAUGAUGAACACCAAGGUCAUUCGUGCCGUCCGUGAGGGUACAUCUGCUACUGGUCUUGAAGUCGAGACCGCUGACGGCAAGCGUGUUAUCUACAACGUCAACGCUGGAGGUAGUGUCAUUCUCGCCGCUGGUUCCAUGUCCACCCCUCGCAUUCUUUUCAACUCUGGUAUCGGCCCUGCUGAGCAACUUAAGAUUGUUCAGUCUGGAAGCAGCGGUGUCACUCUACCUGAUGAGGCCGACUGGAUUGAUCUUCCCGUUGGCGCCGAGAUCAAGGACCACCCUAUUUUCACCAUCCAGUUCAAGACCAGCACCAACAUGUCCUCCACCCCUAAGACUGUCCUCACCGAGCCUGACCAGACCAAAAUCGAUCUAUUCGCCAAAGGCUCUGGCAUUCUCGCUCAGUCUGGCCAGCGCCUCAACUGGUGGUCCUCUGUUACCACCUCCAAGGGCAAUGAGAUGUUCUUCCAGGGUACUUGCAACGGACCCUCUGACAACACCAUCCAAAUGAAGGUUUACCUUACCCAUGGCGCCGCGUCCGUUGGCGAGCUUGGUAUUACUGCCGAGGGUGCUACGGAGUUCAUCACCAACCCCCACAUGACCUCUGAGGAGGACACCGAAGCCAUCACUAUGAUGAUGGACCGCCUCCUCCAGAUGACCAGCGGCUCCAACUCCACACUCAGUAUCGUUGCUCCUACCGGUGUUUCCAACGUCACCGCCGCUGAUCUGAUCAAGUCGUUCAAGACUGGCAGCCACUACGUCGGAACAGCUAAGGUUGGUACCAAGGGUGACGCUGGUGUUGUGGUCGAUACCAAUACCAAGGUCUAUGGCACCGAUAACCUUUUCGUUGUCGAUGCUUCCAUCCACCCUGACCUGCCCACCGGUAACACCCAGGCUAUCGUCAUGGUCGCCGCUGAGGCCGCCGCUGCUCGCAUCCUUGCUCUCGGUAGCAGCAAUGCAACCACACCUACCACUCCCACGUCUGGCGCCACUUCUGCCGUUGCCGAGGCCACCAGCAUCGCUGUCAUUCCCAGCGGCACUGGCUCGCCUGCUGUCUCUUCUGCUGCCCCUAUCGGCACCGGCUCACCUGUCGUUCCCAGCGCCCCAUCCAUUGCUUCUUCCCCCGCUGAGCCCGCGCCCACCGCGUCCGCGCCCGUCGAGUCCUCCGCUCCCGCUGUUGCUGAUGCCUACGGUCGCUGCGGUGGUACCGGCUGGACUGGUCCUACCCAGUGCGCCCAGGGAUGGAUUUGCUCUAGGCAGAACGACUACUACAGCCAGUGCAUGCACAGCAGCUCUCGUCGUGCACAGACUGCGCCUGUCGUCCGCCGCGACAUCAAGAAGCUCAACCGUGUUGCACAGGAGGAGAGCUUCCUUGACAUGUAUUAA
Molecule: messenger RNA, 2739 nt
Organism: Ascochyta rabiei
Lineage: Eukaryota; Fungi; Ascomycota; Dothideomycetes; Pleosporales; Didymellaceae
Product: Cellobiose dehydrogenase (acceptor)
Exons: 1
Coding region: 1-2739 (912 amino acids)
Biological process (GO): carbohydrate metabolic process
Cellular component (GO): extracellular region
Molecular function (GO): flavin adenine dinucleotide binding; cellulose binding; oxidoreductase activity, acting on CH-OH group of donors
Source: RefSeq, a predicted model, not a curated record